AAAUAAGAAAUGCUGCGACGAGCCCAGUGCCUGCUGCGGAUGCACAGCACUGGUCGCCAGUCGCUUUGUGCCGGACAACGCGUUCCUGCCGUUCUCCACAGAAACUAUUCAGCCGACGAGACUAAUUCCAACUCCGGAAAUCCAAAUGCAAAACGUGCCGGCACAGGUGGCUCAAAGAGCCUGCCCGCUGUGCGUAAUGUGUUUGCAGCAGCACAGGACAAGACGAAGGACACCUACCUCACAAUGGUGGAGAUCUUCCAGGAGCGCGAUGUGCAUAGGCGCAACCAUGUCGAGUUCAUCUACGCUGCACUGAAGCACAUGCCCGACUUUGGCGUGGAGAACGAUCUGGAGGUGUACAAGGCCCUGAUCAAUGUGAUGCCCAAGGGAAAAUUCAUACCGACGAACCUGUUUCAGGCCGAGUUCAUGCACUAUCCCAAGCAGCAGCAGUGCAUCAUAGACCUGCUGGAGCAGAUGGAGGACUUCGGCGUCAUGCCCGACUACGAAAUGGAGGCCAUGCUGCUGAAUGUGUUCGGCAACAAGGGUCACCCCCUGCGCAAGUACUGGCGGAUGAUGUACUGGAUGCCCAAGUUCAAAAACCUGUCGCCCUGGCCCCUGCCCAACCCGGUGCCCGACGAUACGCUGGAAAUCGCCAAACUGGCCGUCGAGCGGAUGUGCACGGUCGAUCUGCGGUCGCAGAUUAACGUAUUCGAUACCAAGGAGCUCAAGGAUGCCGUGGACGAGACGUGGAUCGUGAGCGGCAUGAGCCCGGAGCAGUCGAAGCUGUUGCGCGAGCACUCUCGGCAAAAGGCCCUGUACAUUGAGGGCCCUUUUCACAUAUGGAUACGGAAUCGUCGCAUUAACUACUUCACCCUGCGCGCUGAUGCCGACACCGAGUUCCUCGCCCAGUUGGACGAGCGGCAGCUGGACGAGGAUGAUGUGUCGCACAUUGAGGUGCCAUUCUUCGGUCGCCCCCCACCGAGACGACACAAUCAGCUUGGCAAGCUGCGCUCGGUCCAUCAGCAGGACGAUGGCACUAUUUUUGCCAUCUGCGCCACUGGCACCUCCACCAAGGACUCGCUACUCUCGUGGAUACGUCUGUUGGAGGCGCAUGGCAAUCCUUCCAUUGGCGAGGUCCCCGUUCUGUUCAGGUUCACAUCCACAGUGCCUACCAAGGCAGAAGAGAUCGAGGGACCUGCCUGUGUUCCAGCGACCAGCAGUGAUAGCAGUAGCCGUAGCCGUAAGGAGGAGGAGCCGAGCGUAAGUUAACUUAUUGAAUAAAUUCAUUGUUGAGUAA
Molecule: messenger RNA, 1294 nt
Organism: Drosophila persimilis
Lineage: Eukaryota; Metazoa; Arthropoda; Insecta; Diptera; Drosophilidae
Gene: ECSIT
Product: evolutionarily conserved signaling intermediate in Toll pathway, mitochondrial
Exons: 1
Coding region: 10-1266 (418 amino acids)
Cellular component (GO): mitochondrion
Source: RefSeq, a predicted model, not a curated record